Alligator mississippiensis (American alligator) is the source of this 4721-nucleotide messenger RNA. It is a transcript of the gene KLF9, whose product is annotated as KLF transcription factor 9. The coding region runs from base 698 to 1423 and encodes 241 amino acids. Gene Ontology annotation, biological process: regulation of transcription by RNA polymerase II. Gene Ontology annotation, molecular function: DNA-binding transcription factor activity, RNA polymerase II-specific; RNA polymerase II cis-regulatory region sequence-specific DNA binding. NCBI's taxonomy places the organism in Eukaryota, Metazoa, Chordata, Crocodylia, Alligatoridae. The transcript is spliced from 2 exons. The record is from RefSeq and is a predicted model, not a curated record.
CUCCCCGCUGACCAGUUUGGGGGUGGGGGUGGGGGGGUUGCAACCUUACGUGAUGGGCUUCUGCGAAAUUGCUGCUGAGCAAGAGGAUGCCGGAGCAGUGAGCAGCGGCGGGCGAGGGGAGCGCACCCGGCAGCGGGCACAAGGGGGGAAAAGUGUCUCUGCGCCCUGGAGCUUUGUCUGAUCUGCCGGCGCCGCGGGUGACAGUGCCGGGAGCCUCCCGCCGCGCCGCGCCGCGCCGCGCCGCUCCGCGGGUGAUUGCCGGGGGGGCGGGGGGAGCCACGACACCUUCGGGGCGCUCUGGUUGCGGUCCUUGCAAACGGAUGACUUGAGAGCGCCACUCCUCCCGGGAGAGCCUGCCGAUAACCCUUCGCUGUGCUUGUUACCAGGGCUGAAGUGCAAGCUGGAGUUCCUGGGGAUCCCCGGCAGAGAGGGCCCCCCCCCCCCCCAGUGUAGUACUACGUUGUGGAGGCUGCCUGUGGAAGUCAUGGAUUGUUACAUAAAGCUCCGUGGCUGAGGUCGGCUCCCUGCUCGGAUCCUCCCCCACCCCCCGGCUCCUGCCUCUGCAGCCCCAAGGCAGCAGUCUGCUGAUUUAAGAAAAGGAAAAAGAAAGAAAAAAAAAAAACCCACAGGGGGAAGGACACAGAAGUUUGCCUGCCCGGAUUCUGCUUCUCCUCUUGGGUGUUUACUCGUCUACACCAUGUCCGCAGUUGCCUACAUGGACUUCGUGGCUGCCCAGUGCCUGGUUUCCAUUUCCAACCGCUCUGCGGGGCAGGAGCACGAGCCUCAGGAUGCAGAGCUGCUGAAAAUGCCUAAUGAAGAAGUGACCAAGGAACUGAAUGACCCCAGAGAUGCCUGGAAGGAUUAUUGUACGUUGGUCACGAUUGCUAAAAGCUUGUUGGACCUGAACAAAUACAGACCCCUCCCAACCCCUUCCGUCUGCAGUGACAGUGUAGAAAGUCCAGAUGAGGAUGUGGGAUCAGACAGCGACGUGACCACUGAAUCUGGGUCGAGCCCUUCCCACAGCCCAGUGGAAAGACAGGAGUCUGGCAGCGUGCCCACCUCUCUCCUCCACAGUGGAGUGCCUGCAAAGGGGAAACUAGCCACUGAAAAAAGACAUAAAUGUCCCUACAGUGGAUGUGGCAAAGUCUAUGGAAAAUCCUCCCAUCUUAAAGCCCAUUACAGAGUGCAUACAGGUGAACGCCCAUUCCCUUGUACAUGGCCUGAUUGCCUUAAAAAGUUCUCUCGUUCAGAUGAGCUGACUCGACACUACAGAACCCACACAGGCGAGAAACAGUUCAGAUGCCCACUCUGCGAGAAGCGGUUCAUGAGGAGCGAUCACCUGACGAAGCAUGCCCGUCGCCACACUGAGUUUCAUCCAAGCAUGAUCAAGAGAUCAAAAAGAUCAGUUACCACCUCAUUUUGAAUAACGGACUACACUGGGGGGGGAGGGGAAACAACACUGGCAAAGACGUAACCGAACAGCACAAGUCUGCCACUGUACAGUUAAUGUUCCCUACUUGCAUUUUUAAAGCACAUGUAGCUAACAUUCAGAAUAAAUUUUUUGUCCCCCUGUGCUGGUAACAACAGUCUUAAAGGAGUGAAUUGCUAAGUGAGGGUGGGGGCAGGGAUGGGGGUCAGAUAACAACUUUAUUUUGUAAUUUAAAGAAUCAACACUGGUGUAUAUAUGUCUGACUGGGUGGUUUGACCUGUGAUACCACAGUAGUGACUCCAAGGUCUUUGUGAUUGCUGUGUCAAACAUGUUUUGUUGAACAAUGUAUGCUGCUUGUAUUUAAAAUUUGUUUAGUAAAACCACUUUCCAAGUCACUUAAAUAAUUCUCAACAAAACUCCAUAGCACAUUUUAGAAGUGGGUUUACUUCUAUCUCAGAAUGAUCCAUCAUUUAAAGACUGUUAAGAAAAAAACAUUACAUCUGUUACUAAUAAUAUCUGAUUGAUAUACAAAAAUUAGUUGAAUUUAUACUAAAGAAGACCAUUAAGUAACUGGGUCUUUUUAAUUUUUCUUUGUAUGAACUAUACUUUUGAAUAUUAGCUGCACUUUUUCCAAUAAAAAUGUCUAUAACUUAAGCUGAUACUUAAAGCAAAAAAACAAAACAAACAAAAAAAAACCCAAAAUGGAACACACAAAAAUACUCAAGACUUUUUCUGACAAUAUGAGUACUUAGCUCGAUUAUUCAGUUGCCAGGAAAAAAAAAUAUAAGUCAGCCUAAAUAACAUGGCAGGGGAAUGAGAAUAGAAACACACCUCUCGUAAUUUCAUUUGAGAAUAUAUACCGUACUGUACUAUAUAAAUGCCACUAACAGUGCUUUACUCUGCUGUGUUUUGUUUGAACGGAUGCAUAACAGCAGCUACCAUCUUCAAAAUGCUGCUUUUUUAACAGGUUUUUUUCUUCUUUUUCAUACAUUUGCCUUAAAGAUUUAUUCUCUUCAUACAUUUGCCUAACUCCUGUAAAAUCCAAUGGGAAACGUAUGUGCUUACGGAGAGACUAGACCUUUCCGUAACAGCACUCUGCUAAUGGAAACAGCUAAAAUAAUUUUCAAGAGCACUUUACAGAGGCUCCUAUAUCUUCUCAUAGCUGUUGUAUAAAGCAUAGGGGGAAAAUAUGAGAUAAUUGGAAGACAUGUCAUAAUAUUCGUAUGACAUACACUUCACUGCUAUGAACGUUGUAUUAUACCAGUGUGUCAUACCUGACACAUUUAACUAUAAUGGCAAUAUUGCAUUCAUUUAAAGGCUGGUUUACUCUGUAAGAGUAGAAACAACUUAGAAGGAAAACAUAAAGUCAUAUGCAUUAUCUAAGAAUUUCUUUGCUUAUGUUAAAAGAAUGAACUCUAAGGUGGUUAUAAUGGAUUUUUCCCUCCCUAUCUAUUCAGAUGGUGGAGUAUUAUGUUUACACACUUUUCUUUCAAGAAACAUUCUUUUCAACUUUGUUUUUGACCCUUCUUCAAGCAGAGGAAGGGGAGGUGCAGCCCUACUUUAGGCACUCAGGGCCAAGUUCAACAAUGGAGUAAUCACACUGAAGUUAAUGGUGCUUACACUGAGGAUGAAUUUGGACCCUCUUGUAAACUUUUGUACAUAAAAAUCUUGUUAGUACACUUGCAAUUAUAGUAUCUUCUUAUUGUUUUACCUGAUAAAAAGCUUGCUUCCUAGAAACAAACAAAAAUCAACUCAGAGAAUAGAGUAUUUUCUUCUAAAAUUAUAUAUGCUUUCAGCAUUAGAAAUCGGUUCGCAAAUAGUGUUUUUACCUGUGUAGUUCAUUAUAAAUUCCAUCCAUGUGAAGAGAACUGCUUUUAAGGCAUUAGGGAUAUUGAGCAGUCUGUGGAAUAAAAAGGGAUGAGUUUUCUUCAGUGAAAACAUCAGGAAACCAAGCACACUUUCUACCUCCGUUUCAGCUUUUGAAACAUUUAUUUUAAAUACCAAACAUUAAUUUCUGGUGUCCAAAAUAAGCUGUAAGGACAUUUGUUCUUCCUAAUAAAAUAGAUAGCCCAAUGAGUUCUACUGACCUAGUAUAAAAAUAUUUACCAGUACUGUUAAUGCUGCCCUGUUAAGUGAGGUCAGGACUACAUGUAACCAAGUGACUCAAUAUUUUACACCCAUCUCAGCUUCUGUACUGAAAGCGUUAAUACAAAGCCUAGAGUCAGUCCUGCAGACUAACUAUACUGUUGCAGAUUAACUAUUUUGUGGGAAAAGUGCAGGAUUUAAACAAAUUAAAGGUCUGAUCUUAUGAAAUGCUAAACACCCUUCCCUCCCAUUUACUAUAUUGGGAGCUGCAGCUGAUAAGAAUCUUGUUUAAAAUGAAAAAAAAACCCAACAAAAAUGACCUCUAAAUUACCAGUAGAAACCUAAGUACAGAUGUGGCUGUCCAAGGUUAGUCAUGCAAACCUGAAUAUUUGGGGCAGAACAUACAUUUCUACCCCCAAACAUUUGUUUUUCAAGUUCUAUAAAAAGUAGUGUAUUCUCCCAUAUAUGAUGAUGGAAAGUAUAAACUCGUGUCUAUGUUACUUGCAAUAAAAUCAAGUUUAUAAGAAUUUCCAAACAGGAACAAACAUUUGAAUUUGUGUUAGUAUAUACCGUAUCUUGGUAUGGUCCAACGGGACAUGGUUCAUUAAUCACUAAUGAAAACAUAAAUAAAGAUUGUUUUUUAGUAGAAAUAAAUAUUUGAUUUAAUGUGUAAAGCAAACUACAGGAUAGUCAUUUGUAUCCUAAACUGAAUUUUUGGAAGAGACGGUGGCAGGUGGUGGAAAAGAAAGAAAAAUCAGGUUCUCUAAUAUAUGUACUUGUCAUACUAUUGGAAAUACUAUAGACUGAAGUUAGGACAGCUCUUCUCAGUUACAAAAGCCCUUCACUAUUGCAUAGAGAAGCCAUGGCUUUAAAAAGGUAUAGCUAUACAAUAUACUUCUUUUGUGAACAAUUUUUCAUGACUUGCAUUACAGGUCUGUUUUCAGUUUGCAGAUGGACUUAGUCCAGUAUGCACCAGACUGGACACACAGUUCAAAAUGCUGUUUUACAGAUUAAUGAUCUGUAACACUGUAUAAUACCAACCUUUACAACAGUUUAAUCAGUUUUAUUUUUGUACAGUAUUCGUAUCCUUUAUAAGUUAUUUUGCCGUCCUGUUUUGUAAAUCACAUGAAAUUGUACAAACAAGUAGGUCUAGGUGUUUUUGUACAUAUGUAUAUAAAUUGUCCAAAUAAAAAAAACUAAAAAUGAA